CCUUAAAUGUGCAGACAAACUGUGAACAGGUGUAACAAACCUGUCUGACAGGAGACUUAGGACAGAGCAACAGAAACAUCAUCAGGUGGUUCUUCAUUUACAUAGUGACGAGUGUUUUAUUGAUCCUCUAUAGCAGGAAUGAGGACAAGAGAUGCUAUUCGUUUGAUCCUGGUUCUUGCUUCAGUCCUCCUGAUGUGGCUCAUUGCAAAUAUGCCAAUAAAUAUUCAGCUGAAAAUCAAGGACACAAAGGACAUUUUAGGGCUUCUUAAACCAACACCUGCACAUGCAGUGGUCACACCAGCUAAUAAAUGUGGACUGUCAAAGGAGUGUCCUGCCGAUCACUUUCCCUUCCGUAUUAAAAGUGGGGCAGCAAAUGUUAUUGGACCAAAAAUAUGCUUUGAUGGCAAAAUUGUUAUGAGUAAUGCAUUAAAUAAUGUUGGAUCGGGACUGAACAUUUUGCUUGUAAAUGGGCAGACUGGGGAAAUAAUUAAGGCUGAAUCCUUUAACAUGUAUGCUGGAGAUGUCAAAGGACUACUGGAAUUCCUUAAAGCAAUAAAGCCUGGGACAAUUAUUAUAGUGGCUUCAUAUGAUGAACCAGCAACAAACAUGAAUGAUGAGAUCAGAGAAAUAUUUACCAGGUUUGGAAGUAGCAUGAUAAAAUCAGUGCAAUAUCGAGAUAACUGGCUUUUCAUAGGAGCUGAAGGAAUUGAAGAGAAGAGUCCAUUUGAAAAGCAUUUGAAAAAUGCCCAGGAUACAAACAUCUAUGAUGGCUGGCCUGAGAUGAUUGAAAUGGAUGGAUGUUUUCCUAAGAAGAUAUAACAGAUGUACAGUGGGGCUCAAACUGACAGCAUGAAUCACGUUAAGUUAAAUAUUGCAAAGAAAAAUUUUGUUUGUGAUCCAUUUCUUAUAUUCUUUAGCAUGCAUUUUGUAAGUUCCAUUUUGUCAAACUUAUCUCUCUAUGUCAAUGCAUUACUUUUCAAAUGAAAAAUGUGUUAAAAGCUGUUAAAAAAGGUCAACAGUACAGACACUCAAACACUUGGGGUGAACUCUGUUCCCCACCAUUAAUAAAUCAGAACUUGGAAGUUCAGUCAUUAAGCACAGGAUUGGUGCUGUGUUUAAUAUGUUAUUGACUUUGAAUCUUUGGUUUUGUCUUUUUUACAUCGAAAUGUUGUUGAGGUCUAAUUACACAUUAUAUGUAAUGUAAAAUUCAAGUUUAUUUAUAUAAUUGAGGUGUUGUGCUGUGUUAGUAUUUUUGCUGCACAAAUGAGACUGACUUGUCUCUCAUUUUCUACUGAAGGUUUUUGUCUGAAUAAUAAAAUUAAGAGAGUUCUCAA
Molecule: messenger RNA, 1334 nt
Organism: Lepisosteus oculatus (spotted gar)
Lineage: Eukaryota; Metazoa; Chordata; Actinopteri; Semionotiformes; Lepisosteidae
Product: FAM3 metabolism regulating signaling molecule D
Source: RefSeq, a predicted model, not a curated record